Molecule: messenger RNA, 264 nt
Organism: Penicillium mononematosum
Lineage: Eukaryota; Fungi; Ascomycota; Eurotiomycetes; Eurotiales; Aspergillaceae
Exons: 3
Coding region: 1-264 (87 amino acids)
Source: RefSeq, a predicted model, not a curated record
AUGAUCCUUCUUCUGGCGAAGUGUAUGAUUAUACUAGCCCUCACGGAGAAUGGAUUUCAAGCGAGUCAAGACUCAACAUUGGUCCUCACGGUCCUGAACCAAUUCGCGAAACCAGCUCGGGGCAUCUCGCUAGGGCUAAUGGGCCACCUUCACGCUCAAUGUGGCGAGCGUCCGACCGCGAGCGGGCUAUACGCUACGUUCGCACAGGAAAUACAGACCAGAUCACCACUGCCCAGCCGGGGGACUUUCAUCGACACCGAGUAG